Messenger RNA from Mytilus trossulus (common blue mussel), 1913 nucleotides. RefSeq names its product ankyrin repeat domain-containing protein 10-like. The transcript has 5 exons. Gene Ontology annotation, molecular function: protein binding. The coding region runs from base 104 to 1252 and encodes 382 amino acids. The record is from RefSeq and is a predicted model, not a curated record. NCBI's taxonomy places the organism in Eukaryota, Metazoa, Mollusca, Bivalvia, Mytilida, Mytilidae.
UAGAGAAGUAGUAAACAGAUGAGAAAGACCGGCAUGUUAUGAAAAGCUCAAAGAAUUUCACCGUUUUAUGCUAAGAAUUGAAUGACAGUUGUAUAAAAAAGCAAUGGAAGACGAACACGAAUCUGGAAAUUGGUCCCCUACAUCAGAGGAUCUGCUAGAAUCUCACUAUCCUUUGCACAGAGCUUGUCGCGACGGUGACCUCGACGCUAUGUCUUUGUUGUUGUCAAAUGGACCAGACUUUUACCAGGAGGAUGGUUUAUAUGGUUGGACCCCUAUUCAUUGGGCAGCAAAUUUCGGAAAGCUGGCUUGUUUAAGAAAAUUGGUGAUAGAAAGAAGUGUUGGUUUGGAUACAAUAACCUCUAAGUUUUCUCAAACAGCUUUACACUUUGCUGCACAGUCCAACCAGCCUCACUGUGUUCAGUGGCUUGUGCAAUCAGGGGCUAACUUACUUAUACAGGACUACAUGGGAGAAACAGCCUUACAUAAAGCAGCCAGAACAGGCAAUAUGGAAUGUGUCAGUUUACUUAUAUCACAGGGAACUAAAGUGUCAAUUAAAAAUCACAAUGGGCAGACACCCAGUCAGUUAGCUGCUGCUUGUGGGUACCAGGAGUGUGCAGCAUACAUAGAGAGAGCCUCACAGACCGAGCAUGCUCAGGGAGUGUAUGGUCUCCCCACUAGUAAUCCGUCCAAUGGUCUCACACAAAAUAGUCAGGUUGUUCCCAAUGGCAAUGAAAUGGAAUUAGAUGAUGACAUGGAAACUGACCUUUCUGUUUUACCUGAAGGUCACCGGGUCAAUCCACUGGCAGGAACAAAGAGGAGUCGUGAUGACUGUGAUGAGGAGGAGUGUAAAAAGUCUCGUCGUGAUGAACCAGAACAUUGGAAUAACCAAAAUGGUUUACUUCAAAACACUAAUGGCUUUAGUCACCAUGGCAACUAUCAAAAUGGCUUCAUAAAAAAUCAAAUGAAUGGAUAUAAUAACCACAUCAAUGGAACGAUUCCUAGCGAAAUAAAUCAGCACUGCAAUGGAAAAGUAAAUAAUGGUUUCUUACACUUUCCAAACUUAUUCAGUCAAAAUGGCAGCGUUAAAAAUCAAAAUGGCCUUCCACACAUGGAUGCAGCAAAUUUACCUGUGAACAACAAUAGUAUUUGUAUAUCAACCAGUACAGAGGAACACUACAGCAGUAUAACUCACCAACAGGGUUAUGACAGUCUCUUGGUGCAGUCAUUUGGGAACCAGUACGAUGGCUCCUAAGACAGGGAUACAGUGCAAUGACAAAUGGGAAUGUUAAAAGGCAGUUGCAAUGUCUGUGCAAAUUGUUCUAACUUGUCAUAAUCAUGCUUUGUUUUCUAUCAGACUGAUUUUAUAAUGUUACGUAUGUAUUGGAUUUUGAUAAAACUGUUAGCAUAGUUAUCCUGAUUAUUCAUGUAUAUAGAUUUGGUUAAAAGCAAAAGUCACAUUUAGAAGCCAUUUUAUUACUAGACCAUGUCAACAAUUACUGUUCUCAAUUUAUGAUUCAAUAUGCUAAAGAAAAUACAUUUUAUUCAUGGAUAACAGUCAUGACAAUAUCUGUUUGAGAACUACAUGUAUGAACUUUCUGUUGUAUAAGAAGUAAUGUUAUAAUGACAUAACAAUCUAGUUGUUAGCGUUUUAUAUUGUAUUUAUGAGUUAUUGUUAAGUUUUUGUUAGAUAUGAAUAAGAAAAUAUUAUGAUUAAGCCUUUUAUAAUCAGCUUUUAAUUUUUAACAGUCAUGGAGAACAAUCUUAUAAGUUUCUGAAUUUUUAUCUGUAAAUUUUUUGAAUUAUCUCCCUUUAAAAAAAUCCUAUACAUAAAGUCUUGGAAAGAGAGGUGCUUUGUCAUCUUUCUUUCAAAAGGCUAGCUGUAAACAAAGAAUGAUUUUUCAUUUUUUUUUGUU